GCCCACUGGGCUGGACCGGAGUAGCCCCCGACCCCCACCCCAUACGGAGAGAGGCGUGCACGUGGGUGUCACUCUAUCCCAGCUGGAGGGACACAACACAACGUUCAAAGAAGAGAGGACACCCUACAACACAGGACGCUUCUCUUUUGGAUUUUUCUUACUAUCUUACUUUUCUGACGCUAAAGUGCUAAAGAUUUAAGUCGGGGCUUGUUGUCCUUUUGGAGGAGUUUCACGUGUCAUUUGGCACCAGGCGCAUCUGCCAUCUACUGCAACUAGGUGUCUGGAACUGCCAAAAUCAUGCCGACCGGGUUUCAGCAACUUGGAGGGGAGACAGUGACGGGAACCUUUGUUCUCUCAGUCUUCACUGCCAUCCUGGGCUCUCUGCAGUUUGGAUACAACAUCGGCGUCAUCAAUGCACCUCAGAAGAUGAUUGAGGAGGACUAUAAUGCGACAUGGCUGCAUCGGCAUGGAGAGCCCAUCCCGACAGGCACCCUCACUUCCCUCUGGUCUCUGUCCGUGGCUAUCUUCUCAAUUGGCGGCAUGAUGUCUUCCUUCUGUGUGGGAUUCGUCUCUGAGUGGCUGGGCAGGAGGAAAGCCAUGCUCAUAAACAACUUGUUUGCUUUCAUCGGUGGAAGUCUAAUGGGGUUGUCCAAGCUCUGCCGCUCCUUUGAAAUGAUGAUCCUCGGCCGCCUUAUCAUCGGUGCCUACUGUGGUUUGGCAUCAGGUCUGACACCGAUGUAUGUGGGUGAGAUAGCUCCUACAAGUCUGCGAGGGGCACUGGGCACGCUGCACCAACUGGCUAUAGUUACUGGUAUUCUCAUAGCGCAGAUCCUGGGCUUGGACGUGUUACUGGGCAGCGAGGACUUAUGGCCAGUUCUGUUGGGUUUAACUGUUGUGCCGACUGUACUUCAGAUGGCACUUCUGCCUUUCUGCCCCGAGAGCCCCCGCUUCCUCUACAUUAUCCGCUGCCAGGAGCACCAGGCCAAGAGAGGCCUGAGGAGGUUGACGGGCAGGCAGGAGGUGGGCGACAUGCUGGCAGAGAUGAAGGAGGAGAAGAGAAGGAUGGACAUGGAGAGGAAGGUGUCCAUCCUGGAGCUCUUUCGCUCGCCACUCUACCGCCAGCCUAUCAUCAUUUCCAUCCUCCUGCAGCUCUCCCAGCAGCUGUCUGGGGUCAAUGCGAUUUUCUACUACUCCACCAGUAUCUUCAUGAAGGCAGGAGUCCAGAGUCCAGUCUAUGCCACCAUAGGAGCAGGCGUGGUAAACUGUGCCUUCACUGUGGUCUCGCUCUUCCUGAUAGAGAGGAUGGGUCGACGGACGCUCCACAUGCUAGGACUUGGUGGGAUGUGCAUCUGUGCCAUCAUCAUGACCAUGGCUCUUGCUUUAUUGGACAGUGUUCCUUGGAUGAGCUACAUCAGCAUGCUUUCCAUCUUUGGCUUUGUGGCCUUCUUUGAGAUUGGUCCAGGUCCCAUCCCCUGGUUCUUUGUAGCUGAGCUGUUCUCUCAGGGUCCAAGGCCAGCUGCCAUGGCUGGCGGCUUCUCCAACUGGACAGCCAACUUUAUCAUCGGCAUGUCCUUCCAAUAUGUUGCUGACCUUUGUGGGCCAUACGUCUUCCUGAUCUUCGCAGCACUCCUCCUCUUCUUCCUCAUCUUUACAUUCUUCCGGGUGCCAGAGACCCGGGGCAAGACCUUCGACCAGAUCUCAGUAAGCUUCCAACAGCGCUCAGUGGGAGGAAUGAUGGACAUGGACAUGGACCUGGACAAGCCCAGCACUGAGAUGGACUUCUUAGGGGAGGAAAUCAUCAACUGAAGUGUCCCUGCCUGAAGAGAGAUGGAACUGAGUACAGCUUGGGAUGAACUGUGUUUAUGGGACUGCAAACUUUUAUUUUCUGACAUGUACCGUACUGUGCAAAAGUUUUAGGCAGGUGCUGAAAAACUGCUGUAAAAUAAGAAUGCCUUCAAAUAUAGACAUGUUAAUAGAACAUUUAUAAAUUAACAAAAUGCAGUGUGAAUGAACAAAAGACAAAUCUAAAACACAUAAAUUUUUGACAUGACCACCAUGCCUUUAAAACAUCAACAAGCAUCAAUUCUUCUAGGUACACUUGCACAAAGUCACUGUUUUUGCAGGCAUAUCGUCAGGGUUAUGAUCAAACAAUUAUACCAAAAAGGUACUAAUGAUCACUUGUUCAAUACGCAGUGGUCGGCCAAAAAAUCUUACUGCAGCAGAUGACAGAAACAUCAUGCUUACUUCCCUUCCCAAUCGGAAGGUGUCCAGCAGUGCAAUCCGCUCAGAGCUGCAGAAAACAGUUGGACCCUGGUACACAUAUCUACUGUCUGGAGAUGUCUAGUCAGAAGUGGCCUUCAAGGAAGUCUUACAGCCAAAAGGCCAUACCUCCGAUAUGGAAACAAGGCCAACUCACUCAACUAUGCACGGAAACACAGGAGCUAGGGUUCAAAGAAAUGGCAGCAGGUUUUCUGGACUGAUGAGUCAAAAUGUAAAAUAUUUGGCUGCAGCAGAAAGCACUUUUUUUCCGAAAGCAGUACAAGAAUCAGUAUCUUCAGGCAACAGUGAAGCAGGGAGGAGAUUCCUUGCAAAUUUGGGGCUGCAUUUCUGCAAAGGGAGUUGGAGAUUUGGUCAGAAUGAAUGGUCUCUCCUAAAUGCUAAGAAGUACAGGCAGAUAAUUACUCGUCAUGCAAUACCAUCAGAGAGACAUCUGAUUGGCCACAAAGUUUACUCUACAGCUCAACAACAACCCCAAACAUACAGCAUAAGUCAUUUAGAACUAUCUUCAGCGUAAAAAACAAGGAGUCCUGAAAGUGAUGGUGUGGUCACACCAAAUGUUGAUUUGAUUUUUCUUCUUUUCAGUCACUUUGCAUUUUGUUAAUAAAUAUAAUCUAUUGACAUUUCUAUUUUUUAAAGCAUCCUUACUGUACAGCAUUCUUUUUUUCACACCCACCUAAAACAUUUGCACAGUACUGUAUAUUGAGGUCAGUUGUUGUAUUCAUAUAGCAUGUGGUGCCGAAGCAGUGUUGAAGGUGUGUUGUGGAAUUAUCCAUUGCUGGUACCACUACAAUAUGAGAUUAGUGGUUACAAAUUGAGCCUUGACAAAAGGCAAAAAAAACCUAUGAAGUAAGAGUCGACUACUGUAGUUUCAAGGAAUAAGAUGCACAUAAGAACAAAGCGUUUGGACUGUUCAGGCAUUGACUGCCAAUAUGGUCUGUAUUUAUUCCAUAAUGAUGCACUCAGUUGCAAUAUUGACAGACAAGAGGUGGCGAGACUUUGGAAUUCCUGCACUUUAUCUAAAAAGACAUCCAGAGUUUGCAGUUUGGAGGUUAAAAAAAAAAAAAAAAAACUAGUAUAAAACAGCCACUGAGCUAAGUAUACUUGCCUAUUUUGUACUAAAGCUGGGAACACGCUAGGUGUAAAUCCAACUGAUUGAAACACAUUUAACUGAGAUUUAAGUCAGACUAGCAUACAGCAUUCAUAUUUUUACCAUUAACUUCAACUACAGGAUCAUGCUCUUAAAGUUGUAAAA
Messenger RNA from Micropterus salmoides (largemouth bass), 3532 nucleotides. Its product is annotated as solute carrier family 2, facilitated glucose transporter member 4-like. Gene Ontology annotation, biological process: monosaccharide transmembrane transport. The record is from RefSeq and is a predicted model, not a curated record. Gene Ontology annotation, molecular function: hexose transmembrane transporter activity. Gene Ontology annotation, cellular component: membrane. Lineage: Eukaryota; Metazoa; Chordata; Actinopteri; Centrarchiformes; Centrarchidae.